Molecule: messenger RNA, 903 nt
Organism: Aspergillus viridinutans
Lineage: Eukaryota; Fungi; Ascomycota; Eurotiomycetes; Eurotiales; Aspergillaceae
Product: sterol desaturase family protein
Exons: 3
Coding region: 1-903 (300 amino acids)
Biological process (GO): lipid biosynthetic process
Molecular function (GO): oxidoreductase activity; iron ion binding
Source: RefSeq, a predicted model, not a curated record
AUGGAUGUGGCUCUUGAGCUUCUCGAUCCCCUCAUUCUGGACAUGGCCUAUGCCUGGUUGCUGCCCUCCGAUCCUCAUCUCCCCGACCCGACAUCGCGAUGGGAUCGCGACAACAUCUAUCGCCAAGUCAUCUCGAUUCUCAUCAUCACGCAACUCGGCGCGACCUCCCUCUACCUCUUUUUCAGCGCGCUCUCCUACUACUUCAUCUUUGACCGACGGCUCGAGUACCAUCCACGCUUCUUGCCGAAUCAAAUCCGCCAAGAGAUCAAAUCAUCGCUGUCCGCCGUUCCCUUUAUCAACAUUCUGACUCUGCCCUGGUUCCUGGCUGAGGUCCGUGGAAAAAGCUUGCUGUACCGCUCGGUGAGCGACUAUGGUUGGCCCUGGCUGGUGAUCUCGUCCAUCUUGUAUAUGGCGUUCAAUGACAUUGCCAUCUACUGGAUUCAUCGCCUAGAGCAUCACCCCAGCGUGUACAAAUACAUUCACAAGCCACAUCACAAAUGGAUCGUUCCCACACCAUGGGCUGCGCUGGCGUUCCAUCCGCUGGAUGGAUAUGUGCAGUCUCUUCCAUACCACGUCUUCGUCUUUAUUUGCCCCAUGCAGCGACACCUGUACAUGGUUCUCUUCGUUGCGGUCCAGAUCUGGACCAUCUUCAUUCACGACGGCGACAUGAUUUCAGGCCAUUGGACAGAGAAAUUCAUCAACAGCCCCGCGCAUCACACAUUGCACCAUAUGUACUUCACCGUCAACUAUGGGCAAUACUUCACCUGGGCUGAUACCUAUUUCGGCUCGCACCGGGCCCCGGAGCCCGCGCUGGAUCCCCUCCAUGAUGCCCUCAAGGUGAUGCGGGCGAAAGGACUUGUUGAUGAGGAGGGCAACCCCAUUAAGAAACCAAAGGGGGAGUGA